AUGCCACCGCCGUGCCUUCCUCGACAUCUGCGGCCAUGUCGACCUCGAUGGAGCGCCCACCAGCUUCGCUUCGCCUCCGACAGGCCCUCGACCGCCGGCGGUGACGCUCCUCAGCGGGCGAGCUCGGCGCGACAGAGGAAUCUUGCAGGCGAUGACGUCUCUUUGGGCUCCUCGCUGGGUCAAGAGACGAUUCCAGAAUCCGAGUUUACGGUCAGGAGAGUUGGUGUGCAAAGCCGAGACGCGAGAUGGAGGCGCGUCUUUCCAACUGCGCAGCCCCCCGAUAGCACCCGGAGCAGCAGCAGCAGCGUCAAGAGUCAGGCACAGCGGAUCAAGGAAGCUCUCGAUGCCAACGGCACAAAAUUGCGAUUGGAAAGGCAAACCCCCCUCGCUGCCAAGGAGAGUGCGCCUGUUACAGAUGCCAUCGCGGCCACUCUGGAGAAGAAAGUUCAAUUGGAGGAACAACGGCCGUCUGAGGCGCCCAAGGAAACCGAGGAGGAGCUGCGUGCGAAGCUGAAGGAUAUUGAGGAGCAAUUGGCAUUGCUGCAGAAGAAGCUGGAGGCAGGAAAGACGGCAGAACCGGUAGCCCAAACGCAACUGGCCGGGCAGUCACUAGGUGGCACAGGCAUUGCAGACGACCAGCCGCCUGCGGUGAAUGUGGAAGAUGCGGGUAGCAGCACGAAACGACCGACCAGAGAUAGAAAGGGCACGGCCGUGGACAAGCCCGUACGGCCUCACACCCACAAGAUGGACAACAACGCACCUGCACAGCAAAUGCCAGCACAGCCGAGCUCGAUGAGGCCGUCCAGCCACCGACUGUCCGCUCGUCCUGCAUCGCAACCGCCCUCGACAGCAUCUGACGGCGUCAGCGAGCAGUCCCUCCUCGACGAGCUGUUCCCCGAAGCCAGCAGCCAGGUCCAGCGCGCCCCCCAAGACAGGCGACCGUCCCCGCCGAAGCUCGACCUCCCCGCACCCGACACAAACCCGCAUAUCCGUCUGACGCUGUCUGAUACCAGGACAGACAAGGAGAAGGCAAUCGACGCCUUCCGCAAGAGCGGCGAGCAGACCACGAUCCUGCAACUCUCAAACUGCAGCACCGCCCUCACAGAAGCCGACUUCCGCCGCCUGAUCCCCAGAGGCCAGCACAUCGAGUCGUGGUCUCGCGACGGCGAGUUCUACAAGAUCAUCCCCGGCCGCGAUCCCCUCUCCCUCGAGCGUCUGCCCUUCUACUACCUGCUCUUCCACACCCCCGCCUCGGCCCUUGCAUACCAGAAAAACGCUGCCAGGCUGUCGAAACUGAGCGCUCUACACGCACCAAACGGCAUCCACUCGGCCAUCCCCCCGCCCACGGGAUUCCUCGAGAACGGCGAGGACAUACACGCUGCGACGAGAUCCUUCGUCCUGCACCCAGACGGCCACAAACUCGACCUCAGGACGGUAAUGCAGCCCUACAACCACGCCCUGCGCUCUCUCAUCGACGCCGGAGGCUACAGUCCCAUUGUGCCCAACACGGACGCGCAGGGCAAGAAGAUCCACCGUGUGUUGAUGCACAUUGACGGCUACGAGCCCAGCCAGUGGGACCUCUGGCAGAUACUCAGCCGGCACGCGCACGCGCACGGCAUCAUGUGGCCCUUUUACAACGACCACGCCAGCGCCGUGCGCCGCCUGCGCGAGACCAUCAACCUGCGCACCGUCAGCAAGGCAAAGUACCAAGCCACCGCCUCGGCCAAUCCGAGAGCCGCUACCCGCUCGGACCGCGUCGAGUACGAAGACCCCCAGCUCGACGCUUUCCUGUCCAAUCGCUCCAGCCACGGCAGCAGCAGCGACGACGAUGAUGAUGCAAAGCAGAUCAACCAGCUCGUCAUGAACCGCGUGUACAAUCGGUGGAUCGUCGAAUUUGAAGACGAGGACGCGGCGCGCAGGUUUGCCAUUAUGUGGCAUCGCGUUGUGCUGCCGGAUGCCAAGGAGAAGACGGGUGCGUGGCGGGACGGCGAGGAGGUUAGGUGGGUUGGGGCGGAGUAUUUGUGGUAG
Messenger RNA from Ascochyta rabiei, 2028 nucleotides. RefSeq lists its product as uncharacterized. Bases 1 to 2028 code for a protein of 675 amino acids. NCBI's taxonomy places the organism in Eukaryota, Fungi, Ascomycota, Dothideomycetes, Pleosporales, Didymellaceae. The transcript has a single exon. The record is from RefSeq and is a predicted model, not a curated record.